CCAAUUAUCCUACCAGCAUGUCUUUGGAGUGUGGCAGGAGGUGCGGUGGCUGGGAUACGAACCAACGACCCUAGUACUGCCAGGCGCAGAGGCGGACUGACAACUCAUGGGGCCCCCGGGCAAUAGGGGAUAUGGGGCCCCUGUGUCCUUGCCCACACUCAAAAAAGCCUAUAAAAAAGGUACCAGGGGCAUUUCAUGGGGCCCCCUACUGACCCCGGGCCCUCAGGCAGUGCCCGAGUGCUCGAAUGGUCAGUCCGCCCCUGGCCAGGCGGAAGUGCUAACCAUUUAGCCACUG
Staurois parvus is the source of this 295-nucleotide messenger RNA. NCBI's taxonomy places the organism in Eukaryota, Metazoa, Chordata, Amphibia, Anura, Ranidae. The record is from the annotation of a GenBank genome assembly.